Molecule: messenger RNA, 735 nt
Organism: Marasmius oreades (fairy-ring Marasmius)
Lineage: Eukaryota; Fungi; Basidiomycota; Agaricomycetes; Agaricales; Marasmiaceae
Exons: 2
Coding region: 1-735 (244 amino acids)
Source: RefSeq, a predicted model, not a curated record
AUGGCUAGUGGUAAAGGACUCUUGUUCGUCUAUGGUGACCACGGUGGCGGGGUUACAGAAGAUGAUUUCAAUGCCUGGUACGACAAUGAACAUGCUCCGGCUCGUCUAACAGUACCAGGGAUCCUCACUGCGGUUCGUUACAAAGCCAUCGACCACAAAUCUCCGAAAUGGCUCGCGUUAUACGACAUGACUGGCCCUAGUGUUCUUCAAACCGACGAGUAUCGAAGCCUACGGACAAAUGCAUCCCAGAAUGAAAGAAACAUAAUCUCUAGGCUAUCACUUCUCAACCGUCAAAUUUUCACCCUCAUAUCUUUGAUAUCUUCUUCAUCCACUUCUCAGACCGCAUACGGGAAGUUCUUGUAUGUGGUUCAUAUGAACGUGAUCACGACCAAGGAAUCAGAAGUUGACCAUGAAGCCGAGUUCAUCAAUUGGUACUCGGCUACCCGCAUUGAGCUUCUCAGAAGAGUUCCUGGAUGGAUACGCUCCCGAGUUUUCAAAAUCGAAGGCCACCUGGAAUUGGCUGGUAUGGUGGAUAAAGUUUCCCCAUUGGUCAAGAAACCACCGACCAAGUUCAUAGCGCUGCAUGAGUGGGAUACGGAGGGUAUCGAGGUGAUAGGAUCGACUAAAUUCAAGGAAUGCAUGACUGCCGAACAGCCGUGGACGACAGAGAUCCAGAAGGCCUAUGCGGAAAUGGAAGACCGAAGAUUCGCCCUGUACAAGACAUUUGAUCAAUGA